Molecule: messenger RNA, 360 nt
Organism: Penicillium lagena
Lineage: Eukaryota; Fungi; Ascomycota; Eurotiomycetes; Eurotiales; Aspergillaceae
Product: alpha-ketoglutarate dehydrogenase subunit KGD4
Exons: 2
Coding region: 1-360 (119 amino acids)
Biological process (GO): 2-oxoglutarate metabolic process
Source: RefSeq, a predicted model, not a curated record
AUGCGUGCUACUGUCGCUCUCCGCAACGCCGCCCGGACUCCUCUGAUCCGGUUCGUGGGCAAGCGCUCCGUGCCUCAGGCCGUCGACCACUCUCCUCGCGUUCACCCGGCCUCUCCCACCGGUGCGCUCCCGGACUCGUUCGCUACCUACCGCGUCAAGGCCCAGCAGCACGGCCCGCUCGGCCGCGCCCAGUUCAGCGGCGCCAUUGGCGGCCAGUCGGGCGCGUCCCUGGGUCCGGUCCGCCCACAGACGGGUGCGUUCUUCGAUCGCACCGAGCUGCCCGCGCGCUUCAGCCGUCUUCCCUGGAGCGAGGCGGAGAUUGAGGCCGUGGAGACCGGAGGAGCUAGCAUGUUCGCCUAA